Molecule: messenger RNA, 1604 nt
Organism: Brienomyrus brachyistius
Lineage: Eukaryota; Metazoa; Chordata; Actinopteri; Osteoglossiformes; Mormyridae
Product: twist-related protein 2-like
Exons: 2
Coding region: 271-744 (157 amino acids)
Biological process (GO): regulation of transcription by RNA polymerase II; developmental process
Molecular function (GO): RNA polymerase II transcription regulatory region sequence-specific DNA binding; DNA-binding transcription factor activity, RNA polymerase II-specific; protein dimerization activity
Source: RefSeq, a predicted model, not a curated record
CCUCCUCUGUGCACUCUGCUAUUUAGUAUCUGACACUGAGAUAUAGUUUCCAAAUAAAUAAUAACAGGGAGAAACUUCUCGCAUACGAAAAGUUAAGUAAGAUUUGAAUUUCAUUUGAGAUGUGAACAUCAUAACAGAUAAACGGGAGCGGGGAUACGGCAAUUUAGUCAAAUCUGCCUGGAUUUAAUUUAUUACUGAAAUAAUCUCCAAAUCCGAAUUCAAAGUGGAGACGCGUUUUACUGCGUUCCUGAGUUUCCUUAAAAAAGAGGAAUGGAGGAAAGUUCCAGCUCCCCGGUCUCUCCGGUGGAUAGUGAGGAGGAGGCAGACAGGCAGCAAAAGCGGCUUGGCAGGAAAAGGCGACCCAGCAAAAAACAGUGCGAGGACGGCAGCCCUGUUUCGAUUAAACGGACCAAGAAGGCGAGUCCGAGUUGCACGCACUCCUACGAGGAGCUGCAGAACCAGCGGAUUCUGGCCAACGUGCGGGAGAGGCAGCGGACACAGUCGCUGAACGAAGCCUUCGCGUCCCUGCGGAAGAUCAUUCCGACGCUGCCCUCGGAUAAGCUCAGCAAGAUACAGACACUGAAGCUGGCCUCUAGAUACAUAGACUUCCUGUACCAGGUGCUGCAGAGCGACGAGAUGGACAGCAAGAUGUCCAGCUGCAGCUACGUGGCUCACGAAAGGCUUAGUUACGCCUUCUCGGUGUGGCGGAUGGAGGGAGCCUGGUCCAUGUCGGCGUCCCAUUAGCCGUCGGAAUCGUUUACUUCUGUGUCAGAAGAUUUGGCUGAAGGAUUUAUCGCAGAACCCGCGAACGCCGAGCAUAAAGGACGGGAAAUGACUGGAUUUAAAUUGAACGCUCGGUGCCACGUUUUCUAUACAGCUUUGCACAACAGUAUUACAGCGAGUCAAAUUAUCUUCCUCAGGACGUACCCUACUUCAACGAAACUUUUUCAUUCAGGAAAAUAUUGUUUUUCUCCGGGAUCUCUAUCUUUUGCUUUAAAAAUUAAAUGUAUGGGGAUUUUGUACGUAUCUGUGUAAGUAUACCUCUGACAUUUUGAAGGAAUUGUUUGAAAUUGGAAUGGGCCUAAUACAUUCUUGAGGCAUGUGAUGCAUGACAUGAAAAAAUAGACAACAUUAAGCCUUCUUCAGCAAUACUGCCCUGUUCCGUCCAUUGUAAAAAACUUCAUUAUUAUUUAUUGAAUCUUUAAAAAAAAAAAGCUGAGAGCCGUGGAUUGUUUCACAAUGAAAUUGAAGAGUGUGCUCACUGUAAAUCGUUUUUUCCCCGAGUCUUCAUCAUUUAACCUGUAUUUAAAAGUCGAAGAAGGAAAGGCGAACUGGUUAGUCUGUAUGCGUAGGAAAACACAACCCCCUGUUUUGUACUCUAGAGCAGUGUUUGGUGCCAGACUGUCAAUCCUUAAAGAUGUUGGAAAAAUAAAUACAUUUUAUUUUGCAUAAGACUUAGCUCGAUUAUUAUCUUUAGUAGGAUAUGAUAAGGAAACCAGCGUUUUUAUUUAAAAAUACUUAAAUCUGAAAAGGAAGCCACUUUUUAGACUCCCUGUAUCACUGUUACAUUCUUGAAGCCAUUGCGAAUUAAAUAAGGCACGUUC